Messenger RNA from Juglans microcarpa x Juglans regia, 952 nucleotides. RefSeq lists its product as uncharacterized. Lineage: Eukaryota; Viridiplantae; Streptophyta; Magnoliopsida; Fagales; Juglandaceae. The record is from RefSeq and is a predicted model, not a curated record. The coding region runs from base 129 to 758 and encodes 209 amino acids. The transcript has 4 exons.
GUGUUGUCGGACCCGUCCAAAAAACUCCCCUCUCUCGCUCUCGGAGUCAAACUGCUGUCUGUCGGUCUGUCUCAGUAAUUUUUAACUCAAUCCACGAAAGAAUAGAGAAAUAGAAAAGAAAAGGCGCGAUGAGAACGAACGACGAGGUUCCACCGACAACAGUAGCACUUCCUUCGUCGACGUUGAAGAAAGAGAACUCCGACGCUCAUCCUGGGUUCUUCGGCAAGACCCGGCCGUACAAGUUCUGGGCUCUGGCCGCCAUUCUUCUCCUCGCUUUCUGGUCCUUGUUCACCUGCUCCGUCACUCUCAAAUGGUCCGCCGGUGAUCUCACCAGCUUCUCCGGCCAUACCCACUCUCACAUCCGCGACGAUCUUGAUAUUCUCGAAGUGGAGGAGAGAGAGAAGGUGGUGAGGCACAUGUGGGAUGUAUACGCUCAAAGCAAGAGUAACAGACUGCCUAAGUUUUGGCAGAAGGCUUUCGAAGCUGCUUACGAGCAUUUGGUUAGUGAUAUUCCCGGCGUCCGAGACUCUGCCGUUUCCGAAAUUGCCAAGAUGUCCAUCAGCUCCAUCACUCUCGACCCGCUUCCUGCUCAAUCCCAGAAACCCUUGGUAAGAUUGGUUGGUGGCUUAUCAUCACCGAUGACGAGAAAAUUGUCGGACAUGGAUGCUAUUAUACUGGUUAUAUUCUUCAGUUGGUUUAACUGCUGCAGUCUCAUUAGAUAUUUUCUGAGUUCUAGUCCAGAAGGAGACGGGACAUGAAAUAUAAUGUAUAACUGAUAAGGAAGUCCUGUAAAUUUUGUGAAGGGGUGCUCUCUAGACUGUCAGAGGAUUGUGUAAAUUUUUUAUGUAGAAUUCUAAUGUUAGCUCAAUCAUGAGCCGAAGAACAGGUUAUUAACACACUGUAUUGCCAUUGUGUUUGUGUUGUUAUGCUGUCCAGAGCACUAGACUUUCAA